AAUUUCUUGGAAAACAAAAUUCGUACAGUCGUUAUCAAACCGAAAGUUCGAGAAAAAAAUCGGGUUUCGAAAAAUAGAGUAAGUUUGUUACUUUGUUUACUACUUGCAAAUAAUAUUUCCAAUGCCAAAUAAAAAAUCUAAAGGAAGAGGCAGGGGUCGAGGGAGAGGUAGAGGAAAUGCGUUAGCUGAUAGUCAAGACGUUGGACGUCAACAACUGUCAGAAGACCAAGUGAAAAAAGAUGGAUCCUCUGUCCUCUCAGAGAAUAACAAUGUCCAACUUGAUAGCACAGCCCUUGGAACUCCAAACCAAUUCGCAGAUGCUGCCUUGAAUUGCAGACAGGAAAGUCCUCUAUCAUGUAAGAAAACCGGGGAUCAAAAAGUUCUUUCGCAGCAACCCGAAGCUGAAGCUCAAGUCAUUGCGCCAUUGCCAAAAAAUGUACCACAGAAUGUUGUACAAGCAAAAAGAAAAGCUAAAAAUGAUAGCAAUACACAGAUUCAGGGAGUUGACAUACCUACAGGAACAAUCAGCCAUCCUGUCCAAAGCACAACGAAAAAGAUGGAAAAUCUAAACUUACAGGAUAAUGUGAAAGGCCUACUGAAGAAUGAACCCAAUAAACUUAAAAAUGCUCAGGUACAAGCUAAGACGGUUGCUGAUUCGAAAGAAGAAAAAAGUAGCACUGGUGGUGCAAAGAAAAAGGCCACUGGAGACAGCACGUCGACAAGAACUGCCAUUGCAAAUUUAGGCUCGACAUCGCAAGGGAACAGAUCCUCCCUGGAAACUGAUAAUCGUAAACUCCUUGCAAGACCAGGAUAUGGUACUGUUGGCAGACCAAUUAAACUCAGAGCAAAUUUUCUUCCCAUGAAAAUUCCAACGUAUGGAGAUAUUUAUCACUAUGAUGUGUCAAUAGUGCCAGAAGCUUCACGUGAUAUUAACAGGGCGGUGAUCAAAAAGCUUGAAGACAAUUAUGGGAAAGUAUUUAACGGCGAAAAGCCUGUUUUUGAUGGAAAGAAGAAUAUAUAUACCAAGAAGCGUCUUCCUAUAGAGAAUAAUGGGAGCGAAUUUACUGUGAAGCACCAUUCAGAAUCCUGGCGAACUGAAAAAGAAUUCAAGGUUACGGUGAAAUUCGCCUCGAGUGUUAGCAUUGAGCUACUAAACCAAGCAUUGGCUGGCAAGUGUGAAAUUCCAAGAGAAACUAUCCAGGCACUUGAACUGGUGCUCCGCAUGACCCCAUCAGCAAGGUACACUGCGAUUGGAAGAUCGUUUUUUUCAAUGCCGACCAAUCCGUUCGAUCUUGGAGAAGGAUGUGAGUUGUGGUACGGUACCUACAAAAGUAUAAGGCCUACACAAGAAGGCAUGAUGAUUAACAUUGAUCUAGCUGCGACUGCGUUUUACAAGACUCAGGACGUUCUAGAUUUCCUCAAAGAGAUAUUACAAAAAAAUGAUAUACCGCGUAUUUUGAACGAUGCUGAGAGAGUCAGGUUCAGUAAAAGCAUCAAAGGCCUAAAGGUCCAACUGAAUCACAUUGUUGGGCAUAAGCACCAGAAAAGAAUUCUUGGCAUUGCAAAGGAAUCUUCAGAAGAAAUCAAAUUUGACUUGGAGCAGGAAGGAAAGAAAACGAGAAGGAUCUCAGUUGCUGAAUAUUUCAAAACCACGUACAAUAUGGUCUUGAGGUUUCCAAAACUUCCGUGCUUAAAGGCAGGAAGCGAUAAAAAAGUCGUCCAUUUGCCAAUGGAAGUAUGUACCAUUGUCCCGGGACAACGAUGUGUGAAAAAACUUAGCGAGGGGCAAACAGCAAAGAUGAUUAGAGAGACUGCAAAAAACGCAAAAGAGAGACAAAUGAUAAUAGAAUGCAAGGUGAGAGACGCGGAGCAUGCAACGGACCCAUACCUGAGGCAUUAUGAGAUCGAAGUGGAAGAUAAGCUAGUUCAUGUCGACGGCAGGGUUUUGAACCCACCUGCAAUCAAGCACGACGAGAGAAGUGCAUUGGUUACACCGAGAGAAGGGAAAUGGGACAUGAGAGGUAAAGGAUUUUUCAAAGGGGGCAAUAUUGACAAUUGGGGACUACUUAUCUGCUCGAGUACGAGGUUUCUCAACGAGAGUGAAGCAAGAAACUUUUGUAACAGCCUUUCUAGACAAGCAGAAAGCCUUGGUAUGAAGAUGAGUCCUGAACCUACUCAAAUAGUAUAUUACUCUGAGAGGCGAAAAACUUUGCAUCAAACAUUGACAGAUCUUCACGAGCCUUGCAUGAAAAUUCUACUGGUAAUCCUCGACGGUGGUUUAUACGCUGAAAUCAAAUAUAUAUGCGAUAACGACCUUGGCAUACAGACCCAAUGCAUAAAGGGAAAGAACGCCAAAAGGCCGAACCCACAACUCCUGGCAAACCUGUGCAUGAAAAUAAAUGCCAAAGUUGGAGGAACUAACAGUUAUUUUGAAGACAAUACAGGAUACAAAUUAUACAGAAACCCAAAAGUAUUUGGCAGACCGGUCAUCUUUCUUGGAGCUGAUGUGACGCAUCCAGCACCUUCAGAGACGAGCAGGCCCUCAAUAGCGGCUGUUGUUGGAAGCCUUGAUGAAUUUGCUACAAAGUAUGCGGCACGGGUCGAUGUUCAAGGGCACAGAAAGGAGAUAAUUGCAAAUUUGCAAGGAAUGACAAAGGAGCUUCUUAUUGAGUUUAAAAGAGCGACGGGAUAUGAACCUGAGAGAAUUAUUAUGUACAGGGACGGAGUUAGUGAAGGACAAUUCUCUCAAGUUCUUCAGCAUGAGGUAUCAGCUGUACAGAAAGCCUGCCGUUCGCUUCAUGCGGAAUAUAAGCCUUCGAUAACAUUUAUGACUGUUCAAAAGAGGCACCAUGUUAGGCUCUUCCCAGAGGACAGGAGAGAUGAAAUUGGAAGGAGUAAAAACAUCCCCGCCGGGACAGUGGUGGAUAAAACUAUUUGUCACCCGACAGAAUUUGAUUUUUACCUUUGUAGCCAUAGUGGCAUUCAGGGAACAAGUCGCCCGGCACAUUAUCGAGUUCUCUGGGAUGAUUCUCGCUUUACUGCAGACGAGCUACAGACGCUCACAUACAGCUUGUGCCAUAAUUACGCAAGAUGCACGCGGUCAGUUUCCAUUCCUCCGCCUGCGUAUUACGCUCACCAUGUUGCAAUGAGAGCCAGGUAUCAUGUAGCAGCGAAGGAGGGAAGCAGCCAAGGAAGCAGCAACAGCGGAUCUGGUUCGGUUGGUUCGGCCAGCACAAGCAAGAGUUUGCAAGAAGCUGUUACUGUUCACAAAAACCUGAAAUCCUGCAUGUACUUUAUCUAGGGCAUCUAGAGAUCUUAUUGUUGAGUCUCUUCCUAGUAUCAAAGACAACAACUAAUGUCUAAUACCUUUAGUAAGUGUUGUUUUAAAAAGUUUCAUCGCAAUGUGAAAGUAAUUGUAGGAACAAUCACGUCAAUAGAAAAACCAUAAGCCCUAACUGAAAAUUCUUUGGAAGACGUUUUCCACUAAAGGCCUAGCGCAUGCGGAAGAUUUUUGUCGUUUAUAGACUGGGGUUUGUAUUUCUUACAUGAAAAUCUUUGCUUCAAACUUGCAAUAAUUUUUUCCGCUACUCGGAUAAAGCCGUCUUAAAUGGCUCAACUGCUUUGUUUCUUGAUGCAUUUCGAUAGUUCCUUUUUGGCACUGUGUUUCUUUUGACAGCGGAUCAUAAAAUCUACAGAAAAGAUUUUUUGUGAUACACUUUGUUGCACCUGUAAAGCUGAAUUAUCAGAAGUAGAAUGCUACUGGCAUUUAUGUUGGGGUUUCUUCUGAAGAAUUUUGGGGCACUGAUUUCUUGUGUUCGUUAAAUAUUAAACGUAAUACUAUGUUGUAUUUGUGAUUAGCAAGAUUGCAUCCAUGAUAAAACUAGCUUUGUCUUGACUUUGAAGAAAUGGCUACCUUUUUUAGUUAAAUCAAGUACAUUCAUUACUUGGUUAUAGCUUUGUCUUGACUUUGAAGAAAUGGCUACCUUUUUUAGUUAAAUCAAGUACAUUCAUUACUUGGUUAUAGCUUUGUCUUGACUUUGAAGAAAUGGCUACCUUUUUUAGUUAAAUCAAGUACAUUCAUACAUUCAUUACUUGGUUAUAGCUUUGUCUUGACUUUGAAGAAAUGGCUACCUUUUUUAGUUAAAUCAAGUACAUUCAUUACUUGGUUAUAGCUUUGUCUUGACUUUGAAGAAAUGGCUACCUUUUUUAGUUAAAUCAAGUACAUUCAUACAUUCAUUACUUGGUUAUAGCUUUGUCUUGACUUUGAAGAAAUGGCUACCUUUUUCAGUUAAAUCAAGUACAUUCAUACAUUCAUUACUUGGUUAUAGCUUUGUCUUGACUUUGAAGAAAUGGCUACCUUUUUUAGUUAAAUCAAGUACAUUCAUACAUUCAUUACUUGGUUAUAGCUUUGUCUUGACUUUGAAGAAAUGGCUACCUUUUUUAGUUAAAUCAAGUACAUUCAUUACUUGGUUAUAGCUUUGUUUUCAUCACUCUGAGACUAGGCUUUGGAUUUGAUUGGAUAAAGCUACUAGAAGUACCAGCUGGUUUGACUUCAGCACGCUUGAAAGAGACAUGAAAACAGGGUCUUCAUAAGAAGGGGUAGGGGCAAGUGCUUUCUAGCAACCUCCUUUUGAAAAUAUCUGCAUUUUGUCAUUAUUAUUAAUAUUAUUAUAAUUAUAAAAUUAUUAUUUACAGUAGGCGAAGCAAAAUUUUUUUAGCUAACAUAACAGCUAGUUAAAGCCUACUAUUUAUACUACAUUUACAAAUCUUAAAUUAAUUACAAUGAAUGGAUAAAAUGAUAUAGGAAAUGUACAAAUUUAAAAGGAUGACUCAUUAGAUAAAAACAUACAAUUAUUCGAUGACUAUUUCAAGAAUCCAAUCUGUGAAACGUAAGGUUUGCAUAGUCUGCAGUUGCAUUUUGUAUCUUUCCAAGUUUUAAUCUUUUUCUUAAAUAUUGCGAGUCUAGAAGAUGUUUUAAUGUCAUUUGUUAGCUCUUGCCAGAGCUUGGAUCCCAUAAAGGUUGUACUUUCUAUACCAUAACAAUUUGAUUUUGGUUUUGAUAGCGAUAUUCGGGAUAUGUUUCUAAGAUUAUAGCAUGUAUUUCUUUCAGUAAAGAUUUCUUUCAUGAAACUUGGGUUAAGAUUAUGUAAAGUUCUAUAUAUUUCUGUAAAAAGCAAUUGCAGAUUUUUAUCAUGGAUAGAUGUUGAGUCGUCUUUUUCAAGUAGAGUUUGAAAGCUUGAUUCAUAGUCAUCAUAGGCAAGACGCAAAGACUUUUCA
Molecule: messenger RNA, 5277 nt
Organism: Rhopilema esculentum
Lineage: Eukaryota; Metazoa; Cnidaria; Scyphozoa; Rhizostomeae; Rhizostomatidae
Source: RefSeq, a predicted model, not a curated record